AUGCGAGUCGGCGUGCAUACUGGGAAGGUCAUUUGCGGUUUGGUCGGUACCCGGCGAUUUAAGUUUGACGUCUGGUCCAAUGAUGUGACAUUGGCCAACCAGAUGGAGUCCUCCGGAAUGGCAGGAAAAGUUCACAUUUCUGAAACCACACUUGAAUUUGUUAAAGAUAUCUAUCAAGUGUCUGAGGGCGAACCUGUACCUGAUAUUCGUAAAGUCAAGGUGUUGGUUGAAUACUACAACAAGGAGGAUCAACGCUAUGCCAUCAAACAUACUCAAGAUGAGUCUCUUAUCAGAACUUACUUCAUCGAGAAGCGUUUUGAUGGGAAGCCAAUCAUCACGUUGGAUAGGAGCAGGAAUCCUUCAGCUCCCAAUGAUUCCAAUAACGCACCCUCCUUCGUCAAAGAUCAGCCAAAGACCACAGUAGAUCCAGCAGUCGUUUCACCCAUUGGUUCUAACGAGGUGACUCUCACUGCUGCUUCAACUACCGCGGAAACCGAAGUGAAAUCACGUGGGUCAGACGUGGAGAUGCUCGAUGCACUCUGGAAUCUCUCAAAACCUGAAGAGGUCUUCAAGUUCCCACCAAUCUCUCGAUUCUCUCUCUGUUUUCUCUCUCAAUCAAUGGAGCACAUCUAUCGGCACCAAGUUCUCCGCAUUCCUCGCAGGUCGGUGCUUGUUACCCUCGCCACGCCCAGACUCACUCCUGUUACCAACGGACUGGCCCAUUUCUUCUUCUUUGUUCUCGUUAGUGUUGCUUGUUUCAUUAAUUUCCCCAAUCUCACCGAAAGGCAACUGAUCCUUGUCGCACCCUCGGUGGUCUUUGCCAUUGCUCUCUUUCUUAAUCUCCUCUUUAUUGUUAUCAUUAUUAUUGAUCUGUGCUCUUGGGGUGGGGUCUGCCCUGGAGCCAAUCGGGCUCUUCAAAAGAUCUUCCGGGGAAUGUUCAAUUGGUAUGUGAGGAAUACCAUGGGAGUUCUGGUCAUCUGCACUCCAGCUAUAUUUGUCCUCGCCAACUUUCAAAUUUGUCUCUUCUGGUUCAGUCGAUCGAAUGAUAUUACCGCCGUGGCAGAUUUCUCCAUUGGAGAAUAUCGAAUGGUUCAUGGGCUACUCUUCACAUUUAUGUUGUUCAACUUGACUCUCUUCCCUAACUUCUCAUCCUGGACAAAAUCCGUUUCCGCUAUGAUUCUCUGUAUCAUCGGUUGUUUACUAGUACACUGGCCAUUUGCUGGAAAUUUCUAUUACUGUCCGGACCAAGUGGCCGGUUUCGCAACUGUGACAACGGCUAGAGAUUUAGGCACAUCUCCUGUUUGGUUAGCUUCAGCUGAAAGCAGUCUAUUUCCCUGGGAAAUCACAGUUAUUCUCACCCUCAAUCUCAUUCUCAUUUUCUUUCUAAAUCGGGACAUUGAUAUUAGUUUCAGAGUGAGUUUCAACCGGGAUUAUGAAGCAAGUCAAGCAAAGAAAGCCAUCACAAGGGAGAAGAUGCAGGGAGAAUGGCUGCUAGAAGAUAUCAUUCCGCGGUUCGUUCUCACUGACCUGAGAAAGACAAACAAGUACUCUCAGCACGUGGACGAUGCAGCAGUCAUGUUUGCUUCGAUUUCAAACUUUUCCGAGUUCUACGAUGAACAGUAUCAAGGCGGUCAGGAGAUGUUGCGUGUGUUGAAUGAGAUCUUUGCAGAUUUCGAACAUCUCCUCUCUUCUGCAAGAUUUAAAGAUGUGGAGAAGAUCAAGACUAUUGCUGAAUGCUUUAUGGCUGCAUCGGGUUUGAAUUUGGUCCAAAGGGCUGAGAAUAAAUCUCCUGAUGAUCAUCUUUGUGCACUAAUGGACCUUGCAAUAGAGUUGCUGAAGAUCCUGGAUGAUUUCAAUCAGCAGAUGUUUAAUUUCCAGUUCGAAUUGAAGAUUGGAUAUAAUAUUGGGGAGGUGACCGCGGGUGUUAUUGGUACAACAAAACUCUUGUAUGACAUCUGGGGUGAUACUGUAAACGUCGCCAGCAGAAUGUACUCAACAGGUCGUAAAGGAAGAGUUCAGGUCACAGAACAAGUCGCGAAUCGUUUAUCCCAACACUAUGAAUUUGAGUAUCGAGGGAAGGUGUUUGUGAAAGGAAAGGGCGAGAUGCGAACCUAUUUAUUAGUAGGGCGAAAAUCACCUCCCACUUCCUAA
Molecule: messenger RNA, 2151 nt
Organism: Rodentolepis nana
Lineage: Eukaryota; Metazoa; Platyhelminthes; Cestoda; Cyclophyllidea; Hymenolepididae
Source: the annotation of a GenBank genome assembly